CUCUGAAGAGGAUGUAAGGCCCGGACCACUGUCGGUGUCAGUUCUCCCAGCCUCAUCCUGUGUCGGAGAAGAAGGGAAUGGGCCCAGCCUCACUGCAGGAGGAGAGAGAGCCGGAGAAAGAGUCCAACGGGGAGAUGGAGGGCUACCGCUGCCUUCUGCAGGCGGGCUCCCAGCUGGAGAGCACUCUGCAGCAGGUUACUGUCCCUGUCAGCUUGAAGGAGGUGGGAGGCUACAUAGAGAAACAGGUGGCUUAUCUGACAGGGGGCCGUGGGGAAGAAUCCAGCGUCAUCAUCACCCUCCCAGAGUGCUCGGCUUUCAGUGACAUUCCAGAGGAGGCUUUAGCCAAAGUCUUUACAUACCUCACUCUCAUCCCUCGAACGAGGCAACCCGGAGUAAAAUUCAUCAUCAUUUUAGACCGAAGAUUGGAUACAUGGGCCUCAAUCAAAAAUGCACUUGCAAGGAUAGCAGCCUCUUUUCCUGGGAACCUCCACCUGGUCUUGGUGCUCCGACCCACCAGCUUCUUCCACCGCACUGUUACUGAUAUUGGCUUUCGCUUCAGCCAAGAGGACUUCAUGCUCAAGAUGCCAGUGGUGAUGCUGAGCUCUGUCACCGACUUGCUGCGCUACAUUGACGAGAACCAGCUUACUUCAGAGUUUGGAGGAACUUUGGACUAUUGUCAUAGCGACUGGAUUGUUUUACGAACAGCUAUUGAAAGUUUUGCUGUCACAGUCAAAGACAUUGCACAGAUGUUGCAGGGCUUCGGCACUGAGCUGGCAGAGACGGAGCUGUGUGACGAGGGGAAAGCCAUCGAGUAUCUCCUCGAGUCCCACACUGACAAGUACAGGAAACUCAAGGAUGCAAUUAGGUCUGUGUCGAAGGAAGGUCGUCAUCUUCUCGCAAGCUUGGCGACCUCCGGAAAGGAGGAUGACUCGCAGUGGGAUGUGAGGCUGGACUGGGAGACGGUACAGAGGCUUCUUGCUCAGCUCAGAGACAUGGAGUCAGCCUUCGAUGGUUUCUUUGAGAAGCAUCAUCUGAAACUCCAUCAGUACCUGCAGUUGCUUAGAUACGAACAAAGCUUUCAAGAGAUUGAGUUGUGUCUGGAGCAUCUAGUGGGUCAGGAGAGGGAGCUCUCCAUAUCCGUUGACACUCUGGCUCAAGCAGAACAGGCUCUCAAAAGGUUGGACAGUCUGGAAUCAAAUGCACAGGAGGUGAUGUCUCGAGCUCAGAUCAUCAUCCUUCACGGAUACCAGCUGUCAGCGGGUCACCACUAUGCCAUUGCUCUUAUAAUGCAGCGCUGCAACGAGCUUCGCCACUUCUGUGAUACACUCAAUGCUGCGCUGCAGACCAAACACACUCGUCUUCUGCAUACACACCAGCUGUUGCUUUGUCUUGGACAGGCCCAAACUUGGUGUGACGAUGGAGCGUAUCUGCUGGCCAAUCAGCUGGUAGAAAAGUACCAGUCUAAGGAGGGGGCCCAGGCUGCUCUGAGGGACAUUGAGAGGUUCCUGGAGGGGGCGCCAUCUAUGCUGAGCUCAGGACCUGACAUCCUGGCCAUGGAGUACGAAGCUGUCAUCACACCUCAGCUGCAGGCUCAGAUAGGUAAAACGUUUGCGAAGCAUUCAGCGGUGCAGCAGAUGAUCCAGAGCCGUCAGGCGUGUCUAAGGAAGCUGGCUGAUAAACAUGUGCGACCCAUCCAACUGGUGGCCCCCAGGGCUGAAAUCCCACCACGCUCGAAGUCCCCGCUCUUCUCCCCCAAACAUGGUGAUGGUUUGAAGUUCACGUUCGACCUCUCUCUGCCUGGGAAGAGAGCGUCCCGAAAGAGCCCCAACUCCAGAAAAAUUGAGGUGAUGCACGACUACCAGGAGAGCCGGAGCUGCGUGCCGUCGGGUCUGGACGGAGAGGACAGCCCAGAUCUCUUGAAGCGUCAUGUGAUGAGGGAACUAAUAGAGACCGAGAGGAUCUAUGUGGAGGAGCUGCUGUCAGUUCUGCUGGGAUACAGAGCUGAGAUGGACAAUCCAGCUCUGCCGGGGCCUCUGCCCUCGAUCCUGCGCAGCAAGAGGGACGUCCUCUUUGGAAACAUGCCUGAGAUCUAUAAUUUUCACAGCAGGGUUUUCCUUCAGGAUCUGGAGGGAUGCCUGGAGGCUCCUGAAAGUGUGGGAGCCUGUUUUCUGGAGUGGAAAGAGAGUUUCCAAAUGUAUGAAUGCUACUGUCAGAAUAAGCCACGCUCUGAUGCACUGUGGAAACAAUUCUCAGACUGCGGCUUCUUUCAGGAGUGUCAGAAAAAGCUGGAGCACAAACUGGCCCUGGAUUCCUACCUUUUGAAACCAGUGCAACGCCUCACCAAGUACCAGCUGCUGCUUAAGGAACUUCUCAAAUACAGCACAGAUAGCAAAGGGUCUUCAGAACUGCAGGGGGCACUAACGGCAAUGCUGGACCUUCUCAAAUCAGUCAAUGACUCCAUGCAUCAAAUAGCCAUCACAGGAUAUGAGGGGGACAUUUGCGAGCUGGGCCGUGUGUUGAUGCAGGGUUCUUUCAGUGUGUGGAUCAGCCAUAAGAAAGGCCCCACGCGCAUGAAGGAGCUGGCUCGAUUCAAGCCGAUGCAGAGGCACCUCUUCUUGUACGAGAGAGCGCUGCUUUUCUGCAAACGGAGGGAGGAGCACGGAGACGGCUGCGACAAGACCCCCUCGUACAGCUUCAAGCACUGUCUGAAGAUGACUGCUGUGGGGAUCACAGAGAACGUCAAGGGAGAUGUGAAAAAGUUUGAGAUCUGGUACAGUGGCAGGGAGGAAGUGUAUGUGGUUCAGGCUCCCACAGUGGAGGUGAAGAUGGCCUGGCUCAAUGAGCUUCGCAGAAUCCUGACUAACCAGCAGAAGCUGCUUCGAGAUGAAGCCUAUCAACAAGGCCAAGUGGUUGGACACAUGCAGCUUCCUCCACCACUCUCUGAGAGCAAACAGCAGAGGGCAUCAGUGAGCUCAGAGGACUCUGAGUCGGGGAGGAGCAGUCCAGACCCCCAGCCUCACUCCCCUAAACACCAGCACAACCGCAAGAGUUGGCCCGGGGCUCAUCACUCGGUAGACAUCUGCGAGGGUCUGGAGGAGUGGUCUGGAGGUCGGGACGCCUUCCACCCCUCUGACAUGGAGGAGGAGGAGGGUUCACUGCAACUGUCUCCAGGUAGAUACAGGGCUUUGGCUGACUGCCUUCAAAAUGGACCAGACAGCAUCACCAUCAAGUGUGGAGACGUCAUCCAACUACAGUUGGAGGACAACAAGGGACGCUGGCUGGUAAAAAACCUGAGCCGGCGACAGGAGGGCUUCGUAGCAGCUUCCAGCCUGCAGCUGAUUCUAGUCGACAGUAUUCAAGGACACACAUCCAGACUUGGGGACCCGUGGAACCUGAAGGCAAGAAAGCUCAGCUCCCCGUAGAGAAGAAAGCACAGAAUGUGAAUUUGACAUUUACCGGUGAAUGACGAAGAGACAGAAGGAACAAGUUGAGCCAGAGCCGAUCAGCCACCCACUCCUCACUCCCCGGUAACGUCUGUUUUAUCCAGCACAGAUCAAUCCUUGAAGAGAAACAUGUGGGAAUCUACAGAACUGAAUUUUCUUCCAGCUUAUGAUUGACAAUCUACUGGGCCGGUGUUUUGAGAUACUGACGGUGCGAUAUAGCACCAUUGCAAAGGCUCAGGAAUGGUUUAUUAGACAAUCAAAAUCUGAAUCCUGGAUCCUGAUUGGUCUUCCCCUUUUCUGAUUGGUGAGGCGAAUCCAUCUGGAGCAGUUUGUCACUUCCCAACCUGUGGACGCUUCCUCAUUCCAAAAAGUAUUCAAGUAUCUCGGUGUGCUGGAUGGAUGGGAGCCCAGGAUUUGCCUGAAACAUUUCUUAAAGCAGAGACUUUUGUACAUAUACAUCAUUUUUAACAUUUGUUGUACCUUAGUGUUUCAUCUUUGUGUAGUUGGUUGACAUUUGUCCAUUGAAUUACUUCAUUGUAUUUUUCUUAAAUGAAAUGUUUCCUUAAGGCACCACUCUUCAGUACAGUCUAGGAGUUAGAAUGCCAAAAUGUGCCGUGCCAUAAUGCCUUUUUUAUUCCUGCUCUUUUAGAGUCUCUUGUAUACUCUGUUAUCGCUUUAACCUGACCUCACACAUAUUCAAAAGGCACUUUAAAAUGGUGGACGGACAGGAGAGACCUCCUGAAUGUGUGCUUGUCUGGCUGCUUUACCUCAGUUGUUGUGCAUUGUCUCUUACUCAUGCUGCUACGACAGCAUGCAGGCAGCAGUUGACUACGUCAUAGUGACGAUAGUGACGUAGGACACAAGCAGACAGGAUGGAGAUUGAUGGCAGAGUAGAAGAAGCAGAGGGAGAGAGGGAGAUUAUGCUGGGUCCCUCUAUCACAGAGGCAGAUGGUUUUCUCCUUACCAUUACAGCUCAGUUAAUCUCGGGUUGCCCAUUAAAAGGGAUCAUACAACCAACAUGAAAUAGACCCUCUGUGUUGAACGCUUAAUUAAAUAUUGAUUGCAGACUUAUACGAGUUUACCACAUCAAAUCGAGACCCAGUCAGAAGGCUGCCUUUGAUUCACUGUUUGAAAUGGAAAUGAGUCUAAAAAGCAGCAUGGGCUGCUUCGCACUACACAUUUCCUAUGUUGUUAAUUUAUUUAUCUUACUGUCAUGUUGUUCCUUCAUAUUGUGAGGUAUCUCUGCAGCUCCGAAGGAAAUUAUAUUUCCAUAUAUUUAAAAGGAGCUAAGCUAGGCUGCACAUCAAAAAAACAAUUUAUUUAUUUUUAGCUUAUUUGACAAAGAAGAUGGUUUCUUUGUCACUUUAAUCCAAAAUGCUGCAGAUUUUGCACAGAUUUUCCAGGUUGGAAAAACAAAACAAAACAAACCUGCUUGAAAUAAUAUUUAUGCUGAUGAGCCAAGUAACCGGAGCUUGUUGCUGAAUGUUUCUUUAAGAUGAAAAUGCAUGGCAACUGAGCAGGUUUGUACUGUUAGACAGUCACUGCUCUCAACUGGCUUGAUUUAUACAGCUUCAGUUCUGUAAAGAAAUAUAGAUUAUUCAUUGCAAUAAUUGUUUUGAUAAUUGAAAUAGUUCAAUACCUAUUUCAUAAGGUGAUAUGUUUGACUGAAAACUAAGACUGUGCUUUUUCAUGCACGUUUAUUUCUGUUUUAAUGGAAGCUAACUUAUAUAAUAAAAUCAUGCCGACUUUC
Molecule: messenger RNA, 5193 nt
Organism: Cyclopterus lumpus (lumpfish)
Lineage: Eukaryota; Metazoa; Chordata; Actinopteri; Perciformes; Cyclopteridae
Gene: mcf2a
Product: MCF.2 cell line derived transforming sequence a
Exons: 30
Coding region: 78-3422 (1114 amino acids)
Biological process (GO): dendrite development; intracellular signal transduction
Cellular component (GO): cytoplasm
Molecular function (GO): guanyl-nucleotide exchange factor activity; protein binding
Source: RefSeq, a predicted model, not a curated record